UGGCUUGGGAAGUGGUCGUUCUUUGCGCUACUAUCAUCAUUAAGAAAGCAGAAGCAAAUAUGGCGGCCGACAGCAAAAAAGACGCGCAGGUCUCCACAGUGCUACCUCUGCAUGACAGGGUGAUGCAAGUUGUAGAUAAGCAAGGUCAGCAAAUUCAAGUUCCAGCUUUGAGUAAAGGUUUUGUGGAACCAGUCUACUGGCUCAAGUACAGACCUCCACGAGUAAUCUUCAGCUUUGACGAGCUGAUGUCCAUCUGUGCCAACGAAGUCCAAGACCUGGCUGAAAAGCACAGUGCAGCAAUCGAGGAGUGGUUGGAACGCAUGGCGUACAUUGAAGAAGACUUGACGAAGAUGCUGCGGAUACCUCAUAAUCGGUUCUGGUCUCAUGCCAUGUAUGAUGACGGUUUUCAUCAGCUGCUUGAGUCGUACCUGCGGCUGGCGCCAAGGUACACAGGGCUGCACCGGUACACCAUCACCAAGCAGAUGCAGGAGGCCGACGAACGAGUGCAUAAGUUGGUGUUCCGAGCCUACCUUCGUCUUUCCACGAAUAAAGAGUCCAAGGUCAACUUCAUUGACAAGGAAAAGUUUGCAGAGCUAAUCUACGAAAACUUCAUCUUUGACAUUCCUAAGAUCUUCGACAUCUGUGUAAUGUUUGAGAGAGCAAACCACGACUUGGUUUGCCGCAUGGUGGAACACAUCAUGAACUGCCAGCCAAAGUACAGCUCAGACCUGAAGGACAUCGAGGACACCAUGCUCAUGGCUUUUGAGAGGGCAGAGCAGUCCAUUCAGUCCCAGGAUGACAGUGACUUUGAGGCCAUGCCACGGCGCCUGGACGAGGGCAAGGCAGAGUUUUCAGAGCUGUGCCUUAUGCCUUUCUGGAAGCUGCUUGAACGUAUCACAUAUACAGUGGACAUUGCUGCUGCCUUGGCAACAUUUCUCAACGUCUACCCGACAGCCGCCAAGAUCUUCACCCUCGAAAAUGUGGGGCCAAGGUUAGCAAGGUUUUUUGAUGCCACCUUUCCUGUACUGAAAGAGGAGCUUGUACGUCGGAACGGGUUGAAGUCUUUUGAACCGGUGUUCUCAAUGAUCAAGAAGCGGCUGUCAUAUGCCAAGUUGUGUGUGCUGAAAGUCUUCCGCUCCUUGCUUCAGCAAUCCUGCCUGCAGCCACUCAUUGAGAUUGGACAAGAGAAGCAGUCUGGAAAAGAGAUUCCCUACAUCGAGUCUUUCUUUGAAGUCAUCUGUGACUGCUUGACGGAGAAACAUUUUAUAGUUUCCUACCAGCAGCGAUACCCAGUCGAAGAAGAUAUUGGAAUGUUUGAGCAGUACAACUUCUAUGUAGACAACACGCGAACCCUCUACGUCCUUCAGAGCAUCAGCGCCAUCUACACUGAGCUGGGCAGUGCUCCGCCCAGCAACCUUUUGAAUGCCCAGGAUGCGGCGACCAACCCAAGGCAAACAGCCAAAGUUCCUGCAUUCCAAACCACUAAUGGGGCCAUGGCAGCAGCUGCUGAGCCCAGCAAGGCUGGUCCAGCAGAAGAAGAGCUAGGGGCUUGUGGUGGGGAACCACCAGCAGUACUAUCAUCGGAAAUGCUAAACCUGACAGAACUCUUCCCAGAUCUCUCACCGGCAUUCCUAAAGGAAUGCCUGAAGUACUACAGCAACAACCAUGAUGAAGUGGUGAUGGCACUGCUGGACAAUAACCUGCCACCUAGUCUUAGUCUACCUACUGCUUCCACAUCUGCACCUGCGCCACUGGAACUUGAGCCUAGAAGUAUUUAUGACAAUGAUGAGUUUGACAUCUUGAGAAGAAAUGACGUGGACAUGUCAAAAGUUCACAUCGGGAAGAAGAGCAAGACACCUAAGUCAUUAGAUGAUAAAGGCCACGACAAGGUGUUAAAGGAGGUGUACGAGAAGUACAGCAUAGUUCAAGAUGUAGUGGAUGGCGAAGGUGUCUACGAAGAUGAAUAUGAUGACACCUACGACAGCAACGACGUGGGUCUCGAGGAGCCAGCACCCGAAGGCGAGCUGUCCUCACGCAGGGCGUUCACUACUCCGAGAGUAUUGGAGCAAAAAUCAGGCAGAAGGCACAAAGAAAAUCGAUAUGAAGACAAAGAGCCAGACAGCGAGAAAGAGGAGGCUGCACCACGUGACCAGUUUGUUGCGAACCCAGCGGAAAUUCGGGCUCAGAGGGAGAGGCGGUAUCAAGAGAAGAUGGAGCGCUCAGGUCAUGCGCCUCGCAGAAGGGAUGUAAAAGGUGGACCAAAGGGCCAGGGCCAGUCCCGAGAUGUGGUCCAGGACAGACAGUUCAAGGAGAGGCACAAGUCAUCCUUUACGCACAACCAGAGGUCUCAAGCUGACUACAAGCGCAGCCGGGGCAUGUACUCCUAGCACCCACCGGCGAGCUGUACGCAGACCUCACAGCCACUGGCAACAAUGCGCAAGCGUGUGGCACCGAUACCUGCAGCGCCACAUCGCGACCACUUCCAGAGUCAUGUUGGUGAUGUUUGUGCACGCACACAACUGCCAGACACAGCAUACGUGCACGGCCCAGCAGAUGAUGUUGGUGGUUAUAACAAGGUGGCACUGCUAGUGCCCGUUUGUUGAGUUGGUAAAGGCAGCCAAUAUAAGUGGCUCUUCCAACUAAACACCACUGGCUUGUUUGCUUGCACAGAAAUUUUGCACAGAAGCUGGACUCUGUGGUGGGCUUUAUAAAAUGCCGCACUCGGAUGUACUACUUUCCACAUUCAUCUAGAAAAAAAUAUAAAGGAUACAUCGUGUGCAGUGAUGCUGGAUGCGAAAAGUCGUUUUUGCAGCGCGAGGAAAGGUGGCAUGGUCUGUACUAAGGAGGCGCAGUGUGUACCACUUAAGUGACAGGAAACAAAGCAGUUUCGCUCUCCAGGUGACAGAUGGCUCCACCGAGCCCCCUCCCCCCCCCCCUUUUUCUUUAAAUAUGCAUUGUUUAUUUUGUCUGGCAUCAUCAUAGACAAUCUGUACUUCUGAUCUUUUCUUGCUGAAACAAAAAUGUGUUCAUGCAUGGUAAUAAACAAAGCCCACCUUCAAGUUCGAUUUCUGCACGAAAUGUGAUUGCAAGCAAGCCACUGAUUCAGAUGGAAGAAAGGUAUAUAAGGCUCCUUUAUCAACACAACCUUCUGUGGCACUCAAAGCCACGCAUUCGAGUGUUGGUGCCAACAUUUGGGGCUCUUCACGAUCAGCAAAGUUGUACAGACAUAGGAACAGUUGACUACACUGUAAAAUGCAGAUUGUUUUAUUUUUUGUGAUUCUUUAUUUGCCUGGUGCAGGCAUUCUAAUUUAUGUGCAAAUAGUUUGACCUGACCAUGAUGCAUGUACUCUUGAUUAGUUCAAAUGGCAGUGAAUGCCUUGAAACUGUAAGAGCCAACAUGUAUGUACUUUUCGUGGGUGCUUGUCAAGUGAUGACUGCUGGAUGUGCCUUAUGGAGCGAAUAUUUGUCACUCUGGGAGCAUUUCUUACUGUGUGUCCCUUUGAUGCGGUCGGGCGUUUCUGUGUUUUAUUAACUGUCUUAUUUUGUGUACAGAAGCAACUGUUUUGUAAGCAGAGAUGCCUUUUUUGUUGAUUAGCUAAACAGCUUUACUACUGCAUCAUGCUACAUCAGCAGCAGAAGUCGCAUUUUAGCCAUUGUUGAAGGCAACUCGUCUAUAUGUGAAGCCUUGUUCAUAUGCAAAAUAAAUGUUUGUGCUGCGACUGCUAA
Dermacentor albipictus is the source of this 3726-nucleotide messenger RNA. Its product is annotated as activating signal cointegrator 1 complex subunit 2. NCBI's taxonomy places the organism in Eukaryota, Metazoa, Arthropoda, Arachnida, Ixodida, Ixodidae. Gene Ontology annotation, molecular function: ubiquitin binding. The record is from RefSeq and is a predicted model, not a curated record. Gene Ontology annotation, biological process: regulation of DNA-templated transcription.